This is a messenger RNA of Neurospora tetrasperma FGSC 2508, 489 nucleotides long. RefSeq lists its product as uncharacterized. The transcript is spliced from 2 exons. Bases 1 to 489 code for a protein of 162 amino acids. Gene Ontology annotation, molecular function: nucleic acid binding; zinc ion binding. The record is from RefSeq and is a predicted model, not a curated record. NCBI's taxonomy places the organism in Eukaryota, Fungi, Ascomycota, Sordariomycetes, Sordariales, Sordariaceae.
AUGAACGAGGACUUCCAAGAAUUUAGGAACGCCUUCGUACGACUAGCCGGCGAGUGUAACCGCCCAGCAGAAACCUGGAAGCAGGAGUUCAACUGGAAGCUCCCGACCGACAUCCAGAACGCCCUCCUCUUCGGAUACGGUGAGGAUACUGUCGACUUUACGGCUUUUGUGCGUAUGGCCAAGAAGUGUGUGGAGAACAGUCAGCGCCUGUGGAAGUCCAAGCACAAGGAUAACAAGGGUAAGGACAAAGAUAAAGGCAAGGAUAAUAAGAAUACUUCUAGCAAGGCUAGGGGUUCGUCAUCUUCGUCUUCAUCCGCAGCCAAGGGCUCGGGAUCUCAACGCCCCCCUAACAUGUCGAAGGAGGAGGCGCGCAAGCUGCUGGAGGAAAACAAGUGUUUCGUCUGCAAGCAGACUGGUCAUCGUUUCCGGGAUUGCCCUAACAAGCGUAACAAUUCGAACCGCAUUAAUAAACUCCCUUCCAGGGAUUGA